AUGGAGAUUUCUUCCCACCAGUUUCACCUCCUGGAGCAACUCAAUGAGCAGCGCAGGCAAGAUUUAUUCUGUGACUGCAGCAUCCUGGUGGAGGGAAAGGUCUUCAAGGCACACCGCAAUGUGCUCUUUGCCAGCAGUGGCUACUUCAAGAUGCUCCUUUCCCAGGACUCCAAGGAGACAACUCAACCCACCACAGCUACUUUCCAGGCGUUUUCUCCUGACACGUUCACUGUUAUUCUAGAUUUUGUGUAUUCGGGCAAACUGUCCCUCACUGGUCAGAAUGUCAUCGAAGUGAUGUCGGCUGCCAGCUACCUGCAGAUGACUGAUGUUAUCAGUGUGUGUAAGACCUUCAUCAAGUCCUCCCUGGACAUCAGUGAGAAGGAGAAGGAUAGGUACUUCAGCCUCUCGGACAAAGACGUCAGCUCCAACGGCGUGGACCGGUCCUGCUUGUACAGCACAGGCUGGAGGGCAGAGAGCAGCCCCCCACGCCCCCACCUGAGUCCCGACCAAGGCACCUGUAUGAUGGGUGGAAACGCCUGGAGCAAUUUCAGCUACUACCCAACCUCUCAGAGAAACGCUCAGCAGCAGCUGUCCAAACAUGAGCAGCGGCAGGAUUCCAUGAAGAAAUCCCGGCAUCUGGGACUGCAGCAACCUUCUGACAUCCCUCACUAUAAAUCCAGCAAACUGGAGGACAGGGCUGCUGAGCCCACCAGCCACAUGGCGCAGCCUGAGGAGCAGGUGCCGAUCGAAGCUGAAGUUGAAUCUCCUCACGUGGGCUACCAGUACGGCCAAGGGGCUGACAUGAUGCCCAGGAGCUUGGCUGUGGCACAGCAGGAGCAUGAAUCACCUCGUUCUUCUAGUAAAUCCAAGUCCUCAAAAGCAGAUGAGCAGUACACGAGCAUGCCCUCGAUUCUGGGUGUGAUGGGCAGCUGGGCUGAAGAUGAUCUGCCCAGGAUGAGGUUCAAGUGCCCCUUCUGCACUCACGUGGUGAAAAGGAAGGCGGACCUGAAGCGGCACCUGCGGUGCCACACGGGGGAGCGGCCGUACCCCUGCGAGGCAUGUGGGAAACGCUUUAGCAGGCUAGAUCACCUAAGUAGCCAUUUCCGAACAAUCCAUCAGGCUUGCAAACCUAUCUGCAGGAAAUGCAAACGCCACGUGACUGAGCUCACGGGACAAGUGGUCCAGGAGGGGACCAGACGUUACAGACUCUGCAACGAGUGCUUGGCUGAGGCUGGCAUAGACAGUAUUCGCAUUGACUUGGAGGCUGAAGCACCCCUGGAGUUCCCACAGGAUGGAGAUAAAGAUUCCAGGUGGCACUAUGGGGAAGACAACAAAUCUGACGUGGAGAUUGUGGAGGAUGGGUCAACUGACUUGGUCAUUCAGCAAGUUGAUGACAGCGAGGACGAAGCAGAUGAAAAGGAAGUAAAACCCAACAUUAGGUAGUGGCAAGAGGAGAAUUA
Merops nubicus (carmine bee-eater) is the source of this 1460-nucleotide messenger RNA. Its product is annotated as zinc finger and BTB domain-containing protein 8A-like. NCBI's taxonomy places the organism in Eukaryota, Metazoa, Chordata, Aves, Coraciiformes, Meropidae. Gene Ontology annotation, biological process: regulation of transcription by RNA polymerase II. The transcript has 3 exons. Gene Ontology annotation, molecular function: RNA polymerase II cis-regulatory region sequence-specific DNA binding; DNA-binding transcription factor activity, RNA polymerase II-specific; protein binding. The coding region runs from base 1 to 1443 and encodes 480 amino acids. The record is from RefSeq and is a predicted model, not a curated record.